GCAUUCGCGCGUCUAGAGCGAAAUAGACGCGCGUGAAAAACAAGCGCUUGAAGCGAAAUUGACGCGCUUUCGAGGCGAAAUCCGCUUCUAGUGGGAGGGGCAAGUGCUAGCGGUUGUCUGUUUGCAAGAUGGCUGAUGUUGAUCGAGUAUUCAUCGAGAAAGUUACCGCUUUAUAUUUGCUCUGGAGAGCAGAACAGCGGCGUAGGGGUCAGCGUCACCGUACUUGGGUCCACCAGACCCUCCGGAGGCGUUCCCAGUUUGGUGAGUUUCAUCAUUUGCUGCAGGAGCUGCGCCUGGAUGACGGCCGCUUUCAGCGGUACUUCCGCCUGUCUCGCGCCCAAUUUGAUGCCCUGUUGUCCCGCGUCGGAGCGAGGAUCACUCUCCAGGACACCAACUACAGGCGCUCUAUAACAGCUGCGGAGCGCCUGUCCAUCUGUCUUCGGUUUCUUGCCACUGGGGACUCAUUCAGGACCAUAGCGUCCAGCUACAGGGUGGGUGUCUCCACGGUGUGCCAGAUUGUCCCCCAGGUAGUGACUGCCAUCUGGGACUGCCUUGUGGAGGACUACAUGGCUGUGCCCACCACUGGUGACUGGAGGUCCAUCGCAGAGGGAUUCCAGGAGCGGUGGAACUUCCCUUUGUGCUGUGGAGCGGUGGAUGGGAAGCAUGUGGUGAUGAAGGCACCCCCCAACUCAGGAUCCCAGUUCCACAAUUACAAGGGAACCUUCUCCAUUGUUCUCCUUGCAGUUGUGGAUGCGAAGUAUCGCUUCCGGGUGAUCGAUGUUGGGGGGUACGGCAGGACCAGUGACGGUGGGAUCCUGGCGAACUCCGCCUUUGGGCAGGCUCUGCGGACUGGCACACUUCAUCUGCCUCCUGACCAGCCUCUACCUGGUGCUGAUGAAAGAGGACCCCAGCCCCAUGUCUUUGUGGCUGAUGAGGCGUUCCCGCUGCGGAGGAACCUCAUGCGGCCUUUCCCUGGACGCACCCUUCCUUUGGAGAGGCGUGUCUUCAAUUACCGUCUCUCCAGAGCCCGACUGGUGGUGGAGAAUGCCUUUGGCAUCCUCUCCUCACAGUGGAGGAUGUACCGGCGGCUCAUCGAGGUCCACCCUGAAGUUGCGGAGAACUGUGUGAAGGCGACAUGUGUUCUCCACAACUUCAUGAGGUGUUCGGAGAGGAGAGAGGCACCUGCUGUGAGGGGCGCGGGACAAGCUGGAGAGGAGCCACUGCCAGGUCUGGGUCGGGUUGCAGCAAACUUCUCCUCCAGAGAGGCAGUCCGGGUGAGGGAUGUCUUCAUGGCACACUUCUCAGCGGAGGGAGCAGUAGCAUGGCAGCCGACGGAGUAGUGUUUGAAGUCCUACUGAUGACUUCCCCACAACGGCUCUUUUAAGAGCCACCCACAAACCUAUAAAGAGCAUGACUAUCUUAAAAGAGUUUUACAUCCAUUACUAAUA
Carassius auratus (goldfish) is the source of this 1448-nucleotide messenger RNA. Its product is annotated as protein ANTAGONIST OF LIKE HETEROCHROMATIN PROTEIN 1-like. Lineage: Eukaryota; Metazoa; Chordata; Actinopteri; Cypriniformes; Cyprinidae. The record is from RefSeq and is a predicted model, not a curated record. The transcript is spliced from 2 exons. Bases 129 to 1340 code for a protein of 403 amino acids.